AUGAAUAUACCAUUAAUAACAAUUGUCCUGUUAACAAUGGUUUCCUCAAAAUAUCACCCUUCAGUCGCCAUACUGUUAGACUUACAAUCAAAGAAAGCUCAACUGGAUAAAAUGUUAGCAAGUGUAAAUUGUUCAUGGAUGAAGCCAUCAGUUGUAUGUCGUGGACAUUUACUUAAUAGAUCAUGUUUUAAAUAUGGAUGUACUAAUUGUCGAUGUAUUCAACUAGAAGGUAAUAAAACGCUUACACUGCAGUGUUAUCAACCACUGGAGAUUAAAGUCUGCACUAGACAUCCUUAUUUAGCUUGUACGAUGAAUAGUAUUGCAUUACAAUGGUCAGAGUUUACUAAAUACCAAUGUGAAUGGUAG
Molecule: messenger RNA, 366 nt
Organism: Heterobilharzia americana
Lineage: Eukaryota; Metazoa; Platyhelminthes; Trematoda; Strigeidida; Schistosomatidae
Source: the annotation of a GenBank genome assembly